Messenger RNA from Thyridium curvatum, 954 nucleotides. RefSeq lists its product as uncharacterized. The transcript has a single exon. The coding region runs from base 1 to 954 and encodes 317 amino acids. The record is from RefSeq and is a predicted model, not a curated record. Lineage: Eukaryota; Fungi; Ascomycota; Sordariomycetes; Thyridiales; Thyridiaceae. Gene Ontology annotation, biological process: carbohydrate metabolic process.
AUGGCUGGCGUGACCACUACUCGUGUCCGAGACUUCAUCGGCUACGGUGAAAGCCCACCAAAUUUUUCGUGGCCGGGAGGCAAAAAGGUCGCCAUCAACUUUGCCAUCAACUAUGAAGAAGGCACGGAGCGUAACCCCUUGCUGGGUGACAGCUCCCGCGACUCGCGCACCUGGGUGAGGAGCGCUCUCCCUGAUAGCGAGCGCGACCUCAAGCAGGAGGGCGAGUACGAGUACGGCACGCGAGUCAGCAUAUGGCGUUUGCUGCGCCUCUUCAAGGAGUUCAACGCUCCUUUUAGCGUAUUUCUCUCAUCCGAAGCUCCCACCGUCAAUCCGGCCCUGGCAGAGAGGCUCAAGACCGACGACUGCGACGUCAUCUCCCACGGCACCCGUUCCAUCAGCCGUAUCGGCCUGACAGGGGAGAUGGAGAGAGACGACUUGAGGCGUUCCAUUGACCAGACCCUAGAGCUCACGGGCAAGCAUAUCCUCGGUGCUUUUCCUCGGCCGCCCAUCACCGACAACAGCCGCCGCGUCAUGGCCGAGGAAGGUCUCCUCUACGACUCGGCCACCACCAAUGACGACCGCCCUUACUUUGCGGAUGUUUCUGGCCGGCCGAUGCUUGUUCUUCCCUACGCCGUCGACACCAACGAUGCUCGCCUCUGGGGCGGCCAGUCCGGUCCCGGCUACACUGGCUCCACCGACUUCUUCGACUACCUCAAAGACGCCUUUGACAUCUUGUAUCGCGAGUCUGACGAGAGCGGGACGGUCAUGUCGAUUGGCCUGCACGCUCGUAUCAUGCGGCCUGGACGGGUGGCUUUCAUAUUGCGCUUCCUCGAAUACGUGAGCAAGUUUGAGGGUGCGUGGAUUGCGAAGCGUAACGACAUAGCGGCUCAUUUCGCAGGAUUGUUUGCUCCGGACAACAUGUGGAAUCUUGACAAGGUGUCCCUUAUCAAGUAG